Messenger RNA from Chanos chanos (milkfish), 1715 nucleotides. Its product is annotated as leukocyte elastase inhibitor. The transcript has 8 exons. Gene Ontology annotation, molecular function: serine-type endopeptidase inhibitor activity. Gene Ontology annotation, biological process: negative regulation of endopeptidase activity. Bases 97 to 1335 code for a protein of 412 amino acids. Lineage: Eukaryota; Metazoa; Chordata; Actinopteri; Gonorynchiformes; Chanidae. The record is from RefSeq and is a predicted model, not a curated record.
AAUCAGCGCGUUUCUGAUACAUAAAGCUAUUUGCAUGAUUUGAUCGGCAUACCCGGGUUCGGAUCACGUAGGUACUUCCUGGAAGACUUUAAAAAAAUGGCAUCUCUGACAGCAGCAAACACCAGUUUCUCCCUCAACCUGUUCAAGAAGAUCAGAGAGAACAAUAAGACAGGCAAUGUGUUCUAUUCUCCUCUGAGUAUCUCCUCAGCAUUGGCCAUGGUCUAUCUGGGUGCUGAGGGAAACACUGCAGCUCAAAUGUCUGAGGUCCUGAGCUUUACCAAAGACAAGUCUAAAGCUCCAAUGCUCCAGCAAGUGCAGCAAGUACAGAAACUCCAGCUACCUGUGGCUUUGAUGAAGUCUUUGCACCUGAACAAAGCUGAAGAGGACAUUCAUGUGGGCUUCAGCAACCUCUUUAGUGAGCUAAACAAAGAGGGAGCACCAUAUACCCUGAGCCUGGCCAAUCGCCUGUAUGGAGAGCAGUCCUACCAGUUUGUCAAGAAAUUUCUGAAUGACACCAAAACACAUUACCGGGCUGAACUGGAGGCUGUGGAUUUCAAAUCAAAUGCAGAGGCUGCCCGCAAAAACAUAAACGCCUGGGUACAGAAACAAACACAAGACAGAAUCAAGGACCUGUUGGCUGAGGGAGUGGUUGAUGAGCUGACAAAACUGGUCUUGGUCAAUGCCAUCUACUUCAAGGGUUCCUGGGCAAGGAAGUUUGCAGAGAGUUCCACUGUACAAGUUCCUUUCAGACUGAAUAAGAAUGAGACCAAAAAGGUGAAGAUGAUGCAUCAGAAAGCUAAAUUCCCUUUGGCCUACAUCCCUUCACUGAACAUGCAGAUUCUGGAACUUCCUUAUAAAGGCAAAGACCUGAGCAUGCUCAUUAUGCUCCCAAACGAACUGACUGACAACACCACUGGCCUUGAGAAGCUGGAGCAGGAGCUCACCUAUGAGAACUUUGUCGAGUGGACGAGGCCUGAUAUGAUGGACACACUGGAGGUGCAGGUGGGCCUGCCCAGGUUCAAGUUGGAGGAGACAUAUGACAUGAAACGUCUCCUGAUCAGCAUGGGCAUGGUGGAUGCCUUUGACCAGGAUAAGUGUAACUUCUCAGGAAUAUCACCCAACGAUGAUUUGGUGCUGUCCAAGGUGGUGCACAAGUCCUUUGUUGAGGUGAAUGAGGAGGGCACAGAGGCUGCUGCCGUAACUGCGGCUGUAAUGAUGGUACGAUGUGCCCUUCCACGUCACAAAAACUUUAUUGCAGAUCACCCUUUCCUCUUUUUCAUCCGACACAACCCCACUCAGAGCAUCCUUUUCUGUGGCCGCUACAGUUCUCCUUAAUCCUCACCUGCUGCUGUAGCAUUCCACUCUCUGCUGACAGACCCAAUUAAGAUAUAUCAGUGUAUGUUUAAAAUGUUUGUUGCUCAUGUAAGAAAAGUGCUGAUUGACUCUUUAAUGACAUGGAAAUGCUUGUUAGAAGACAGAUCAGUUUAGUCACUAAAAGAGUUUAAUGCCACAUUUAGAGUGCCCUCCAUGACUUUAUGCUUGAGCCUAUAUACUGGUUUAAUACUCUGUGCUGUUUUCAAUAAUGUUAGAAACAGAAGUGAAGUACUUUCUCAUAACUCUCAUAACAGUCUCAUAAGAAAAAUGAGCAAUUUUAUGACACACAAUUUGCACUUGAACAAAUGAUUAUAUAAAAAUAAAAGACACUGAUCAUUAAA